UCAAGUGACUGACGCGCUCCAGAUUCACAAACAUGAUUCUCUUGAAUUAUCUCUACAAAGUGCAAGUGCUGAUCGGAUACUAUUACCUGUGUGUAAACGCAGCGAAGGACGGCGACAACUGUCACUGCGGUAGCGCCGGACUAAACCGUCAGCCCAUCUUUGGUCCACAGCAGGAAGGACAGUGUACUGUAGAUGAAAUUAAGCCUGCAGCUACCAUCAGCGAGAAGGAAAUGGGAAGGAUGAUCAGGAUCGAUGCCGGCACGUAUUCCAUGGGGACGAACAGUCCGGUUUUCGUAGCUGAUGGAGAGGGACCAAAGCGUGAAGUAACGUUAGACAGUUUUUAUAUAGACAGAUUCGAAGUGAGCAAUGAAGACUUUGGAGCUUUCGCGAGUGCGACCGGUUACACGACGGAAGCAGAAAAUUUCGGAGACUCGUUCGCCUUCGAAGGUCUCUUGACGCAAAAUGUGAAGGACAAGAUUAAGCAGGCGGUUGCGCAGGCACCUUGGUGGCUGCCCGUGAAAGGAGCCUCGUGGCGACACCCGGAAGGCUCCGAUUCGAGCAUCACUUCCAGAAUGGAUCACCCUGUGGUUCACGUCUCCUGGAACGAUGCGGUCGCUUACUGCAACUGGAUGGGCAAACGCUUGCCGACUGAAGCAGAGUGGGAAGUCGCGUGCCGUGGUGGACUGUCGGACAGACUCUACCCUUGGGGGAAUAAAAUGACACCGAACGGCCAGCAUAAGGCCAAUAUCUGGCAAGGUGAUUUUCCGACAAGGAAUACCAAAGAAGAUGGAUACGGAGGUACAGCGCCAGUCACGAUGUUCCCACAGAACAGGUACGAUCUGCACAACAUCGUUGGAAACGUUUGGGAAUGGACGGCUGACUGGUGGUUAACGAGGCAUUCGCCAGAUCGCCAGACAAAUCCUACUGGCCCACCUAGUGGUACUGACAGAGUGAAGAAAGGUGGCUCUUACCUUUGUCACGAGAGUUAUUGCCACAGAUACAGGUGUGCUGCGCGCAGUCAGAACACGCCUGACACGUCGGCUGGAAAUUUAGGUUUUAGAUGCGCCAGAGCAGCUUAGGCGAGAUAUUGCUGAUUGAAAAGGCGGGAUGUGUGCGGAAACCAGAGAAAAUUUCAUGGAUACAAUAUUGUAUUGUAAAUAAAGUCAGAUUUUUUUAUAAGA
Ooceraea biroi (clonal raider ant) is the source of this 1181-nucleotide messenger RNA. Its product is annotated as formylglycine-generating enzyme. Gene Ontology annotation, biological process: protein oxidation. Gene Ontology annotation, molecular function: formylglycine-generating oxidase activity. The record is from RefSeq and is a predicted model, not a curated record. Lineage: Eukaryota; Metazoa; Arthropoda; Insecta; Hymenoptera; Formicidae. Gene Ontology annotation, cellular component: endoplasmic reticulum.